Vigna radiata var. radiata (mung bean) is the source of this 1660-nucleotide messenger RNA. RefSeq lists its product as uncharacterized. Lineage: Eukaryota; Viridiplantae; Streptophyta; Magnoliopsida; Fabales; Fabaceae. The transcript has 2 exons. The record is from RefSeq and is a predicted model, not a curated record. The coding region runs from base 77 to 1660 and encodes 527 amino acids.
GAGUGCUGAAAAAGAAAUUGAGAGAAAAUGUGAGGAGAAGGAGGAGGGAGAAAAAAAUCAAGAGAGUGAGAAAAAGAUGUGUGAGUAUGUCCCUACAAUUCCAUUCCCUCAAAGGUUGAAGAAGCAAGAACAAGCCAAGCAAUUUGCAAGAUUUCUUGAUGUUUUUAAGAAGCUCCACAUUAAUAUUCCAUUCGCUGAAGCAUUGGAGCAAAUGCCAAGUUAUGCUAAAUUCAUGAAAGACUUGCUGUCAAAGAAGAGGAAGCUUCAAGAUGAUGAAACAAUUAUGCUCACAGAGGAGUGCAGUGCAAUAAUUCAGCAAAAAUUACCUCCCAAGUUGAAGGAUCCAGGGAGCUUUGUCAUUCCAUGUGAGAUUGGGAAUAUAAUGGUGGGUAAGGCAUUGUGUGACCUUGGAGCAAGUAUCAACUUGAUGCCUUUGUCCAUUUUUAAGAGGCUGGGUAUUGGAGACGUGAAGCCCACUAUGAUCACUCUACAAUUAGCAGACCGAUCAAUGACUUAUCCUUAUGGAAUUGUAGAAGAUGUUCUAGUAAAGGUGGACAAAUUUAUUUUCCCAGCAGAUUUUGUGGUUCUUGACAUGGAAGAAGAUGCUAAAGUCCCAAUCAUAUUGGGAAGACCUUUCUUAGCAACAGGGAGAGCAUUGAUAGAUGUAGAACAAGGACAAUUGAUGUUAAGAGUGGCAGAUGAAAAAGUCACAUUUUCUAUGACUGAAGCAGUGAAGCACAAACUUGACAGAGAGGACUGUUUCAAAGCUGAAAUAAGGGAGUCUCUGGUGUUGGAGGAGAUAAAUUUCCAUGUAAAGCAGAAUCCAUUAGAGAGAACUCUAUUAUCAGGAGUGGAAGCAAAGGAGUUAAAAAGAGAAAUUAAUGAUGAAGAGGUGGUGAAGUGCGAUCAUCAAUUGGAAGUGCUGAAGCCAAUAUUCAAUUCCACCAGGGGAAUAGAAGAUUUACACAAGAGUGAAGAUGGAGGAGUAGAAACGUCCAAGGUGGAAUUGAAACAACUUCCUUCUCACCUUAAAUACAGGUUCCUAGAUGAGCAAAAGCUUAAUCCAGUAAUUGUGAGCAAUGAACUUUCCUCCACUGAAGAAGAUAAACUCUUAAGGGUGUUACGGGAGUAUAAAUCUGCCAUUGGGUGGAAAAUUGAUGAUUUGCAAGGUAUUAGUCCUACUGUGUGCAUGCAUAAAAUUUAUUUGGAAGAGGAUUUUAAACCCGUGCGUCAACCACAAAGAAGACUCAACCCAACUAUGAAGGAAGUGGUAAGGAAAGAAGUAAUUAAAUUGCUAGAUGCAGGAAUUAUCUACCCAAUUUCUGAUAGUGAGUGGGUAAGUCCUGUUCAUGUUGUACCCAAGAANGGAGGNAUGACAGUGGUGACCAAUGAAGCCAAUGANCUCAUUCNUACAAGAAAAGUCACAGGUUGGCGGAUGUGCAUAGAUUACCGAAGACUGAAUCAAGCCACAAGAAAGGAUCAUUUUCCACUUCCAUUCAUAGAUCAAAUGGUGGAAAAAUUGGCAGGGCAUGCAUACUACUGCUUUCUAGAUGGCACAACAUGCGACCACCAUGUUGGCAGCACUACUUCGUGUAGCUCUCCCACGGCAGUGGUGGCAUUCUCCCAUGGCAGUGGUGGUGUUCUCCAACGACAGCGGUGA